This is a messenger RNA of Verticillium alfalfae VaMs.102, 2163 nucleotides long. RefSeq names its product glutamyl-tRNA(Gln) amidotransferase subunit A. The transcript is spliced from 2 exons. The record is from RefSeq and is a predicted model, not a curated record. Gene Ontology annotation, molecular function: catalytic activity. The coding region runs from base 1 to 2163 and encodes 720 amino acids. NCBI's taxonomy places the organism in Eukaryota, Fungi, Ascomycota, Sordariomycetes, Glomerellales, Plectosphaerellaceae.
AUGUCUUCGGCGUCACGACCCAGCCUGUCAUUACCGAACGCGAGGCCUUAUCCGUUCGACUUUCCUCUGGCGACCACGGCGCUUGUCAUUAUCGACAUCCAGCGUGACUUUGUCGACCCGGGCGGCUUCGGCUCCGUUCAAUGCGGCAAUGAUGAAAUCUUCUCCAAAGCUCGGUCUAUCGUGCCGGCCGUCCAAAGAGUUCUCGAGAUUUUCAGAUCAACUCGUGGGCAUGUGAUCCACACGCGCGAGGGUCACCAACCUGAUCUCGCCGAUUUGCCGGCUGCCAAGAAGCUGCGUCAGAUCAACAACCCCAACGGGCAUCACUUCAUGGGCAUCGGCGAUCAGGGGCCCAUGGGGCGUCUUUUAGUGAGAGGAGAGUAUGGCCACGACAUCAUUGACGAGUUGCAGCCCUGGCCCACAGAGGUGGUCAUCGACAAGCCGGGCAAGGGCAGCUUUUGGGGAACGGACAUCCACCGUGUGUUGCUGGCGCGAGGCAUCACCCAUCUCUUGUUCGCAGGCGUGACAACCGAGUGCUGUGUGACGACAACGCUGCGCGAGUGCAACGACCGUGGGUACCAAUGCUGUGUCCUCGAAGACUGCACGCAAGGCUUCGACGCUCAGCAGGUGACGACGUCCCUCGAUACCAUCUGCGCCCAGGAUGGCCUCUUUGGCUUUGUUGGCAAUAGCGCAGACUUUUUGACAGCGACCAAGGAUGUCUCUACUGCUCCGGUAUCGCAACUCGGUGUAUCAGGUCCCUUUCCUUCGAUCGACGACCUUCAGGCACUCUAUAAAGAUGGUCAAACAACACCCACAGACGUGGUCAACGCCGCGUUCGAUCGCAUCGAGGCUUAUCAAAACGAAGAUCCAGCCGUCUGGACGUCCCUCGCAAAGAGGGCAGACGUCCUCGUCGCUGCGAAAGCACUCGCAGAGAAGUACAAGGAAAAGCCUUUGCCGCCUCUCUUCGGUGUUCCUUUUGGCGUCAAGGACAGCAUAGACGUUGAAGGCAUCGAGACUACGGCCGCAUGUCCGUCGUACGCCUACGUUCCUAAGGCCACCGCCACCUGUGUGCAGCACAUCCUCGAUGCUGGAGGUAUAUACGUUGGAAAGACGAACCUCGAUCAGCUCGCAACUGGUCUUUCAGGCUGUCGCUCGCCGUACGGCGUUCCGCACAGUAUCUUCAGCAAAGACCUCAUCGCAGGUGGAUCUUCCUCAGGCGGAUGCGUUGCAGUGGCAGCUCGCCUCGUUCCCUUUACGGUUGCGACUGAUACGGCAGGCAGCGGUCGCGUCCCGGCCGCCUUCAACGGAGUCGUCGGAUUCAAGCCGACCAAGGGCACCAUCUCCGCCCGUGGCCUCAUCCCGGCUUGUAAGACUCUCGACAGCAUCGCCAUAGUGGCAACCUCAGUCGCUGACGCGCGCGCCGUAUGGCGUGUCAUCGCUAAGCACGACAAGGCGGAUCCAUACUCAAAGCUGCCUCACACGCUGCCUACGUGGAAGACGGAUUUCCGAGGUCUCAAAGACGGUGGCUUUGAUUUCGCCGUGCCCCCACCCGCCGCUCUCGAGGCCUGCACGCCCGAAUAUCGCCGCCUGUUCGCCGAGGCCGUGAAAAAGUUGCAAUCUGCGGGAGGGCGUUUGCGGAACACAGACUGGGAAGCUUUCGAGCGGGCGGGCGAGCUGCUUUAUGAGGGGGCGCUGCUGCAUGAGCGCAUCACAUGCAUCGGCAGAGAAUUCCUGCGGUCGAGCAUCCAAGAUGGGGGCUUGCACCCCGUCAUUCAAAAGCUUUUUUCUGACGCACUUAACAAGGCUCCAGACGCGUAUGAUGUGUUCCGCGAUCAGGCUACACAGGCUGAGCUAUCACGCAGGACGCACAUGGCGUUUGACACGCUUUCUGGCGGGGUGGAUGUGCUCGUUGUGCCGACUACGGUGUGCCACCCGACAUUUGAGGAGAUUGCUGCAGAUCCGAUCCGAUUGAAUGCAAGGUUGGGAACGUUCACGCAUUUUGCGAACAUCGUUGACUUGUGCGGGUUGAGCGUGCCAGCUGGGACAUAUCUUGAUGAAAAAGAGACAGAACUGCCGUUUGGGGUAACGAUAUUAGCAGGCAGCGGAUUUGAUGCAAAGGCACUGGAUGUUGCGAGGGUUCUUGAAGAAGUAAUAAAGGCCAAAUAA